Didymosphaeria variabile is the source of this 2043-nucleotide messenger RNA. RefSeq lists its product as uncharacterized. The transcript is spliced from 3 exons. Gene Ontology annotation, biological process: carbohydrate metabolic process. The record is from RefSeq and is a predicted model, not a curated record. Lineage: Eukaryota; Fungi; Ascomycota; Dothideomycetes; Pleosporales; Didymosphaeriaceae. The coding region runs from base 1 to 2043 and encodes 680 amino acids.
AUGAAGAUCAAGACGGCUUUUCUCGGACUGCUGUCCGCGCUUUGUCUGGCGACGCAAGCAGCGCAAUGCUGGCGAGAAACAUCUUGCAGCGGUCCUGAUGAGACGGCUUUCCCAGGGGAGUGGGAGAAAAGCAUAUACGCGCCGUCGACCAGAAUUGUCUCUCCAGAGCACGUCUUUACAACGCGGAAUAGGACAUCUCGCCCUUGGACAGGUUCUGCAAGCCUCUCUGGGAAUGGCUCGAACGUCGUACUUGACUUUGGUCGAGAAGUAGGUGGACUUGUCUCCCUGUCCUACUCUUCGUCUGCUCCCGGCAGUCUCGGUUUGGCAUUUACUGAAGCGAGCACUUGGAUCGGCGAGUGGUCGGAUGCUUCCAAUGGAAAAUUUGCUGGCAGAGACGGCGCACUUUAUGCGAACUUCUCGACAGCCGGAAAUGGAACCUAUGUCAUGCCAGACAAAGUCAUGCGUGGUGGUUUCCGCUACCUGACCAUUUUCCUCAUCACAAAUGCGACCACCACCGUUAGCAUAUCUGAUAUUCAACUGGAGAUCAGCUUUCAGCCUACCUGGGCCAAUCUUCGGGCGUAUCAAGGGUACUUCCAUAGCGAUGACGAGCUCCUCAACCGGAUCUGGUACGCAGGGGCAUAUACAUUGCAAACCAACUCAGUCCCUGUCAAUACUGGGCGCUGGGUGCCCAUGCUUGCGAAUGGUUGGGCCAACAACGGUACCCUCGGGCCUGGUGACACAAUCAUCGUGGAUGGUGCGAAAAGAGAUCGCGCCGUCUGGCCGGGUGACAUGGGAAUUGCCGUCCCUUCAGGAUUUGUGAGUAUCGGAGACUUGGACAGCGUGAAGAACGCGCUGCAGGUCAUGUACAACUACCAGAACACCGACGGAUCGUUUCCAGAAGCUGGUCCGCCUCUGCUCCAACAAAACAGCGAUACCUAUCAUAUGUGGACCAUGAUUGGCACAUACAAUUACAUGCUUUACAAAAACGACACAGCCUUUGUACAGCAGAAUUGGGCCAAUUACCUUAAGGCGAUGACCUACAUCUACGGGAAGGUGCAGCCCAGCGGUCUUUUGAACUCUACCGGAACGCGCGAUUGGGCUCGCUGGCAAACCGGCGGCAAUCUCACCGAAGCCAAUGUCAUCUUGCAUCACACGCUUCGGACCGGAGCUUCGUUAGCUACCUGGCUGAAAGAUACCACCGGAUUAAGUGCGCAGUGGCUGCAGCAGGCCGACACGCUGCGGACCACCAUCCAGACCCAUUGCUUCGACGAUGCAUACGGCGCCUUCAAGGACAACGCCACAGCCACGAAGCUGCACCCCCAAGACGCAAACAGCAUGGCCAUCCUCUUCGGUGUCGUCAACGCCUCGUCUUCCACCGCAUCCAGCAUCUCCUCUCGGCUCACAGAAAACUGGUCCCCCAUCGGUGCAGUCGCCCCCGAACUCCCAGAAAACAUCUCCCCCUUCAUCUCCAGCUUUGAGAUUCAAGCCCAUCUCACCAUCGGCGAGACAGACCGCGCGCUCGACCUCAUCCGCCGCAGCUGGGGCUGGUACGCCAACCACUCGAACGGCACGGGCUCCACCGUCAUAGAAGGCUACCUCGUCAACGGCACGUUUGGAUACCGCUCCAGCCGCGGCUACGGCUACGACGCCUCGUAUGUGUCGCACGCGCAUGGUUGGAGUGCCGGGCCGACGAGCGCUUUGACGGAGUAUCUCGUGGGUAUUGCGGUUACCAGCCCUGCGGGGAGUACGUGGACGUUGAGGCCUCAGUUCGGCGACGUGAAGAAUGCUGAAGCCGGGUUUGUGACCGGUCUGGGCAAGUUCGUUGCGAAGCGCUCGAGGUAUAAGGGCGGGUAUCGGGUUAUGGUUAAUACUCCUGUUGGGACUAUGGGGGAGGUGAGUUUGCCUGUUUUUACAAAGGGGAAGAUACCGGAUGUGAAGGUCAAUGGUACGAAACCGGUUUCUGCUCGUCUGGAGAAUGAUAGCCAUGUGGCUUUCUCGCUGGGAGGAGGACAUUGGCAGAUCGUUGUAAGCGAGGGUUAUUAG